Yarrowia lipolytica CLIB122 is the source of this 1446-nucleotide messenger RNA. RefSeq lists its product as uncharacterized. The record is from RefSeq and is a predicted model, not a curated record. Gene Ontology annotation, biological process: positive regulation of transcription by RNA polymerase II. NCBI's taxonomy places the organism in Eukaryota, Fungi, Ascomycota, Dipodascomycetes, Dipodascales. Gene Ontology annotation, molecular function: RNA polymerase II cis-regulatory region sequence-specific DNA binding; protein dimerization activity; DNA-binding transcription factor activity, RNA polymerase II-specific.
AUGGGACGUCGCAAGAUUGUUAUUCAACCGCUGGAAGACGAACGCAACCGUUCAGUAACAUUUCUCAAACGAAGAGCGGGACUGUUCAAAAAGGCCCACGAGCUGUCUGUGCUUUGCCAGGUAGAUAUUGCCGUGAUUGUCUUUGGCGCCAACCAGAAGCUGUAUGAGUUCUCGUCAACAGACACAAACCAGCUCAUUCAAAGAUACCAAAAGUCCAUUCCCUACGAAAAGAAGACGCCUGAGGACUACAAUGGUAAAAAGCGGGCGGGCGGCCACAGAGCCACGGGAAGCGUCACGAGCAUCAAGAGCGAGCCCACCGAUGAGGACGACGAAGAGGAGGAGGAGGAUUCUAACAACGGAACACAAAACGCCACCCCUCAGAUGCCCCCCAACGUCACGCCACGGAUGGCCCAGAGCGUGACUCCGCAGAUGCCUCAAAACGUGACACCUCAGCAGCAGCUGACUCCCCAGCAGCAGGCUCAGCAGUCUCAGCAAGCCCAGCAGGUUCAACAGGCUCAGCAGCAGCAAAUGCCUCAUCCCCACCACCCCGAGCAGCAGCGUUACUAUGACUACAUGAGCAUGGGACAGAUGGGCCAGCAUCCCCACCAGCAGCAGAUUUUACAGCAACAGAUGAUGCAGCAACAACAGCACCAUCAUCAAUUGCAGCAACAGGCACAACAUGCUCAGCAGCACCAGCAGCAUCAGCAUCAACAGCAUCAGAACCACCAACAGCAACAGCAUCACAAGAGCCAAUUCACCCCCAUUUCGCAGGAAAUGAGCUCGUUGGCGGGCCACCUGUUGGACAUUCGGCGUGGAACUAACGACAUGCCACCUAGUUCUAUCCCCGCAACCGCUGGAGGAAACCCUAUGGGCCAGGGCGUGGCCGGGGCAGGGAGCGGAUACAUUCCAGGAUCCGAGGGCUCGUCACGGGUCUCGUCUCGACAGAACUCGGUAACCAGGCCAAAACUCAAGGUUCAGAUUCCGGGCGAGAAACGAGGCAGCACGGGAGGCAACUCUGGACCUGGAGGUCAAGGCUCCACAGCAGGACAGGCAGGGAACUCCAGAUCCACAUCCGGGGAAGGCACACCGAUAGAUGGGUCCAAGGACGAAAACACCUCACACGCCGCGCUGCUUUUACCACCACCCUCUCCCUCCUCGUACAUUAAUAACUCGGGAGUGGGCCCUGGAAACCCCUUUGCGAAACCCACGCUUCUGAAUGGAGAACAAACGCCGUUGUCGGCAGCGUUACCAUCGCGGUACAUUAACGACCUGUUGCCCAGUCCGUCAAAUUUCUACGGCACAGAGUGGAACUUCAACCCCGGGUCUGCAGGGGGCUCUUCCUUUUCUGCGGGAGGCUCCUUGAUACCCACCAGUGCCUGCAAAGAUAAGAAGCGGGUGGAUAACAGCGAUAGUAAGUUGGACCCUAAGAAGCAGAGGUUGGGGUGA